UGCCCGGCUGCGGCGCUCCCGGCCCGCGGCGGCGGCGGCGGCGGAGGAAGUUUCCGCUUUGCACUUACCCCGGUAGCAGCUCCGCGACAGGGACAGCUUCCUCCGGACGCUUGGCGGGCUUCGCUCUCGCCUUACGACAGCCCGGUCGGAUCAUGGGGUUGCCCAAGGGGCCGGAGGGCCAGGGUCUCCCGGAGGUGGAAACUAGAGAAGAUGAAGAACAAAAUGUCAAGUUGACUGAAAUUCUGGAGCUCUUGGUUGCAGCUGGGUAUUUCAGGGCAAGAAUUAAAGGCUUGUCUCCCUUUGACAAGGUAGUAGGAGGAAUGACUUGGUGUAUCACCACUUGCAACUUUGAUGUAGAUGUUGAUUUGCUCUUUCAAGAAAACUCUACGAUAGGUCAAAAAAUAGCUCUAUCAGAAAAAAUUGUCUCGGUCCUGCCAAGGAUGAAAUGCCCACACCAGUUGGAACCCCACCAGAUCCAGGGGAUGGAUUUUAUUCACAUAUUUCCGGUUGUUCAGUGGCUGGUGAAACGAGCUAUAGAAACAAAAGAAGAGAUGGGUGACUAUAUCCGCUCCUACUCUGUAUCCCAGUUCCAGAAGACUUACAGUCUCCCUGAGGAUGAUGACUUCAUAAAGAGAAAAGAAAAGGCCAUCAAGACAGUUGUGGACCUCUCAGAAGUGUACAAGCCCCGUCGGAAAUACAAACGCCACCAGGGAGCAGAGGAGCUGCUUGAUGAAGAAUCUCGAAUCCAUGCUACGCUUUUGGAAUAUGGCAGGAGAUACGGAUUUAGCCGCCAGAGCAAAACGGAGAAGGCUGAGGACAAGAAAACAGCGCUUGCAGCAGGCCUGUCAGCUACAGAAAAAGCUGAUGCCCACGAGGAAGAUGAGCUUCGAGCAGCUGAAGAGCAGCGUAUUCAGUCGCUGAUGACCAAGAUGACCGCCAUGGCAAAUGAGGAGAGCCGUCUCACCGCAAGCUCCGUGGGCCAGAUCGUGGGACUCUGCUCUGCCGAGAUCAAGCAGAUUGUGUCCGAGUAUGCAGAGAAGCAGUCUGAGCUAUCAACUGAAGAAAGUCCAGAAAAAUUAGGAACCUCCCAGAUACAUCGUCGGAAAGUCAUUUCCUUGAACAAACAGAUUGUGCAAAAGACCAAACAUCUUGAAGAGCUGCGAGCAAGUCACACCAGCCUACAAGCCAGAUAUAAUGAAGCCAAGAAAACGCUGACGGAGCUGAAGACUUAUAGUGAGAAACUGGACAAAGAGCAAGCAGCCCUCGAGAAGAUAGAAUCCAAAGCUGAUCCAAGUAUCCUACAGAACCUGAGAGCACUUGUAGCCAUGAAUGAAAAUCUGAAAAGUCAAGAACAGGAAUUUAAAGCACAUUGUCGAGAGGAGAUGACACGGCUACAGCAAGAAAUUGAAAACCUGAAAGCUGAGAGAGCACCACGUGGAGAUGAAAAGACCCUCUCCGGUGGAGAGCCGCCUGGUACCUUGACCUCUGCAAUGACUCAUGACGACGACCUAGACAGGCGGUAUAAUAUGGAGAAAGAGAAACUUUACAAGAUACGUUUACUACAGGCUCGAAGAAAUCGAGAAAUAGCAAUUUUGCACCGCAAGAUUGAUGAAGUCCCUAGCCGUGCCGAGCUGAUACAGUAUCAGAAGAGAUUUAUUGAACUCUACCGCCAGAUUUCAGCAGUGCACAAAGAAACCAAGCAGUUCUUCACUUUAUAUAAUACCCUGGACGAUAAAAAGGUUUAUUUGGAAAAAGAGAUUAGUCUGCUGAACUCAAUUCAUGAGAACUUCUCACAAGCCAUGGCCUCCCCUGCCGCCCGGGACCAGUUUUUACGUCAGAUGGAGCAGAUUGUGGAAGGAAUUAAGCAAAGUAGAAUGAAGAUGGAAAAGAAAAAGCAAGAGAACAAAAUGAGAAGAGACCAGUUGAAUGACCAGUACUUGGAGCUGUUAGAAAAGCAGAGGCUAUACUUCAAGACUGUGAAAGAGUUCAAGGAGGAGGGCCGCAAGAAUGAGAUGCUGCUGUCCAAGGUGAAAGCGAAGGCCUCCUGAACAUCCCCAGCCAUGGUUGUAUGUCCUUGAUUUUACUUUUAAGCACCGUAUAUCAACUACAAGAUCAUGAAAUGGUUCUGAAAGCGACAGUAGAGAGAUGCAGGUGUAAUGGUUUCAACAGCCUGGAUGUUUUCUUUCUCCUCUUUGCUUCCAUUCAUCUCUGUUGGCUGCUGUUGAUGGAAUCAGACCGUAAACGUGGUUUGGAUAACACCCAUCAUCCUGUGAAGAAUGUCAGCAGUACUUUUCUCUGUUGAUCAACUUUUAUGUCUCCAGUAACAUUGCACUUACAAAGGUACCUGUAUUUGUGUAGACUCUGAAUAAAGAAGAAUUCAUUUGUUUAGCAAGUAUUAAUCGAGCACCCACUGAGAAAUAAGCACUGAGGAAGAUUCAGAGACAUGUAAAACAGAGUUCCUACUGCACAGGCACCCAGCAGGUGGCCCAGGGAGGCAGAUACACAGCACACUUGACCACAGAACUGGACCAUCUGAGAUGUUUUUCAGUAAACAGAAGGCAUGUAGCUGAAAUAAUCAGCCCAUGUAGUGUUGGUCACUUGGGCCUUUCACCUGCCAUGGUACCUUUUGUUCCUAGCUCCUCCAGGUGCCAACCAGCAGGCUUGGUGACAGCAACCGGAAUGAAAGUUCAGUGUCGUUUUAAUUUUUAUACGUUACUCAGGUUUAUUUCUCAGAAAAUUGAAAACAGACUUUGUGCUGAGGAGACUUCAAUAAAAAUUACACCUUCCCCUGCCCCAAUGUUCAUUUGAGUCACAGCAUGCAGAGGGGCUGUGCAUCCCCUUCAUUGAAGGCACAUUCGAUGAGGCUACACUGCAGAUGGGUCAUGAUCUGAGCCAGGAGAGAGAGAGAGACACUGUUCCCUGCACUCAAGGCAAGUAGGGUGUCAGGAGGAAGAGCAGUGGGGUUUGCAGAGAUCCAGGGAACUUCCUGGAGGAAGCAGCAUUUGGGCCCAAUCUAAAGGGAGAAUCGGAUGUUGACAGGCAGGAAGAUUGUUUUAAAUGAAAAUACACUAUGAUUAAAAACCCAAGAGGAUGCAGAGGAGUGCAAGGCAUGCGUGUUGGGAAAGGAGGAGAUGAACUGGUAGGGCUGAGACUAGACUUUGGAGGGCCUUGGAAGGGCAGCUGACGGUUGACUUUAAUCCUUGGAAAUGACCAGUGCAGGUCAGACACGGAGCUCCUGCUGCCCUGGUCCUCAGGAGUCUGGUAACUCAGUCAUGUUCAGUAGGUUUGUGCUCCUUUCUGCAUAAAUCUUGCAAACAUACCAGGCGGCAGGUUUGGACGGUAACACAAGAGCUGAAAUAUGUCAACCAAGUGGGGCAUGCAGCAGCCACAGAAAUGUGUUCAUUUUUAGUUCCCUAAUGGAUGUGAUUAAGCAGGGCUGACAUGUACAGAUUUAAAAACACACACGUGCUGGAUUAAAAACAGCCACUGGUUUCAGUACCAGGGCCAGCAAGGCCUGCCUGAGCCAGGGGGAAGCAGCAGCUUGCAAAUAGAAACUGCCACGUGAGGGCGCUUCUUGGGCCAUGCGCAGCUCCGCCUCAGCUGGUCCCUGAGCCGCGGUCAUGUGGGGGUUUUGAAGGGCUGGGUGAAGUUGAGGCAGUCAUUGCAAAAGAACAGGUGGCACUUUGAGGGCAGGGGAAGGAGACAGAAUUUUGACUGCGUUUGAAAUUAUUUCAGUCAGGGAAACAUCUGCGUUAUCUUGUUAAGCAGCUUGUAGGCCCACCCCUGGCUAACUGGACUUUGUGAGCAGUUGGGGCAGUUAUUGGAGUAUUUGUCCGCAGAUGGUAGGGGAGGCAGAUGGCAUUUGGAGGUUACUGGAGUCCACCUCUGUGCUGAUGGAGAAAGCACGGCAUGAUUAAUCCAAAGCAGCCAGUAAUUCUUUUUGAAAGUGCAGGCAUUUAUCUUGAGCUGUGUUUCACAGGAGUUUCAUUUGGUUUGGUUUUGGUAUAGAGAGGUGUCCAUAGAUCUCUAUUCCCUUUUUUUAAAUCCACAAGGCCGACUACGGAUAAAUCAGUUUCUGUUGCCUGAAUACACUUUUAAUUAGACUACAGAAGCCAGUUUGAGCUCAAAUUUCACUCUUGCUGCAGGCAGCCCUCAGUGUGGACAGUGUCUUUCUGAGUAAUUGGGAUAUGACUUUAUAAUGAAGCCAUACAGGCUAAGGAGAUGCCCCAAGCCCCCGAUCAUUUCAGAAACCACCUGGAGAGCCAGAAGGGGUCUUCCCAGGGCUAUGGCUCUCUGUGUGCCUAGACAUAGUGUGGCGUUAUGCUCUAAGCCCACAGGCUUCUCCAGAGUUAAAAGGAUCAAAUGUGCGCUUCAGGAGGAACCAGGUUUCCCCAGGAGGGACAGCUCCCUGCUCAGUCAGCACAGGGAGUUGCGGCGGGCAGGCUGCACAGUGCUGUGGAAUCGCCGCCAGCCUCUGGGCUGGGGGCUCCUUCCCACCACGUGCUGCUUAAGGCGUGCAUGGGACUGCUCUGCUUAAGCCGCAGUCAGAGCUGUUGUGAGCAGGACAAGAUUGGGUGAUCGCAAGGUGCGUGGGGAGAUGCUAGGACAUUUUUUGAUGUCUUUGACCUGUGCUCUGUCUCUACUGGAUGACUGGGAUUAGCUGACACCACUAGAAGGAGAUGCAGAGUGUUAACCAGUCGUCAGAGUCACACUGAGGGGUGUUUUAACAGACGGCAAAUUCCCAGUUUGUCAAGCGUAUCUCUGUUAGAGUCUGAAGUUCAUCGUUUCAAUGGUUCUAGCUCGUAGCCCUUACAUAUUUUCAGGAUAGUUGGGUCCUGCCAGUGUCCGCUGAGUCUGUGAGCACAACCAGAAGGCCCGGGCGUGGGAAGCAUUCUCUGACAACACCGAGCCCUUGGGACCUCCUGAAACCUUGAGCAGAGGCUGGAGAAGGCCUUCAGACCGUCCUUUCACUACCUCACCAAGUGUCAUGCCUGGGACCUCAGACCUCAGGGUUGUGACGUCGAUGUUGGCAGGCCCAAGUCACGUCUCUAGUGAGCGAAGCAGACCUUCCUGAAAGGGUACUCUGAACAGUGAGCCCUGGCCGUAACCUGUGCCCUCAUAUUUCUGCUGCCUCAGAUGGUCUUGUUCGCCCACUCUGUAGGUGACUGAUGAUCACCCUAAAAGGGAGGUAGGCAUCCAACAGUAGCACAGUUACUUUGAGCCUGACCCCUCGCUCUGAAGUGCUGAUGCUGAGUUGAAACAUGCUCUGAGGAAGAACACUUUAAGGAAGCACUUUAUGAUUUACUCUUGGCUGGUGUUGGCCUCAAGGUAAAAGAACAUCUUAACGCAGAACAGUACAACAAAGUGCCCCAUAGGAUGGGUGCCAUCAUCUGUCCCCGUGGUUGGGAUUCCCAAGGAAAGUGCCUUGUUCCGUGCAUCUUCAGAAUGCCCCACGCCCUCUCUCGAUCCUUUUCAUGAAGUGCAGAGCAUUCCUUCUGUGCCAGGCUGAAGAUGCAUUGUAAAAGGUAGUGCUGUAGUAGUAUUCCCUCUUCUCACAAUGAAUGUGCAAAACUCCUGGAGGAUUUGGUGCCCGAUCUGCAGCGUACUUGACAACACAGGGAAUACCGUGGGUGCUCCACACCAGCCUUACAUCCGUCCCCCAAAUGUGCCGAACUCAUGCCUGCCCAGGGCCACCGGGUCUGGCCCUGGGCAACAAAAGUAAGGGCCUGUCUUACCACAGUCUCCCCAGCAUCUAGCUCAAGGUAGAUGACUGACUGGGAAAUUCCGGUUGGAUAAAAUGGCUUUUCCACAUGGCAGCUUUGCAUCUCUGUUAGCAAAAUUUAGAUUGAACCUUUCCUCUACUUAAUGCUUAGUUUGAGGACAGGUAAACAUUCACAACUUUAGAGGGUCUUAGAGUGUGUUACACAGUAACCUUGAAGUUUGAGAUGAAACAAGGUGUCAGAGGUUUUGAAUCUUUCAAAGGAAUUGCCUUUUACAGAUUUUUUUUUAUUCCCCAAGAAGGGAAAAAGAGAGGGAAGAACUACAGUAAUGUUAGAGAUAAGGUAUGUUUCGGCUCAAAAUGUGUCAUGAAUCUAAAGGUAACUUGAUGGGUAGAAAUGUCUCAGCCAUGUGAACCAAGAAGUGGGACCACAGUGCAAGGCUGUGGGUGGCAGCACUAGAUACAGUGGUGGCAGGAGUGUGACAUGGAGGCACUCCAUGGGGGACAGCCAGACAGUGUCUAUCAAAAGUGCAAAUGCAUCAGCUUUUUGAACUAAGAAUUGUACCUGUGUACAAGGGUUUUUGUUGAAACAUUGUAAUAGCAAAAGGUUGGAGAGUGCCACCAGUAUAGGGGAAUGAUUAAAUACAUUACGACCAGCUUAAACAAUGGAAGAGUUUGCAGAAACUUAAAACAAUGGAUCCCGUGUGUGUAUACUACCAUAGAAUGGUCCCCAAGAUGCAUGAUUCAGUGGGGAAAAAAAGAAGCCCAUGGUAUCUUAAUGUUUGGAAUGGAGAAAAAUGUGUAGAUGUAUGUGUGUGCAUGUUUUCACACAGACAUAUACACAUGUAUAUCAUGUCUGCCUGCAUAUGCCUAGGAUUUCUCUGGGAGGAUACCCAGCAACCUGGCAGCCUGAUUGCCUCUGGGAAGAGGGGUGGGAAUGACUUUUCAAUGUACACCUUUUGUACCUUUUGAAUUUUGUACCAUGUACAUGUAUUAUCUAUUAAAAAUAGUUUUUAAUUUUUAAUUUGGUUUACUUUUCUUAAAACAGUAGAACCAAAAUGGAAGAAGAUUCUGAUUCACUAAAUCUGCUUUCUUAAAGAUAAAGCCUUUGAUUCAAAA
This is a messenger RNA of Piliocolobus tephrosceles (Ugandan red Colobus), 6838 nucleotides long. RefSeq names its product CCC complex scaffolding subunit CCDC93 (gene CCDC93). Gene Ontology annotation, biological process: Golgi to plasma membrane transport. Lineage: Eukaryota; Metazoa; Chordata; Mammalia; Primates; Cercopithecidae. The record is from RefSeq and is a predicted model, not a curated record. The transcript is spliced from 24 exons. Bases 153 to 2048 code for a protein of 631 amino acids.